This is a messenger RNA of Schistosoma rodhaini, 1906 nucleotides long. The record is from the annotation of a GenBank genome assembly. NCBI's taxonomy places the organism in Eukaryota, Metazoa, Platyhelminthes, Trematoda, Strigeidida, Schistosomatidae.
GUGGAGAUUUCAGUAUUUUCAUAUGCAACAAUUCCAGUCACUUAAGUUAUUGAAAUAGAAAUACAACCAAUCGUGUCAAUCACUUUUAUCAUCAUAAGUUUAUAUGGAAUUUUGAAAGGAUUAAUGAUAUUUGUGAAAUCCCAACCCAUAUUACGCAGCUUCAUACCAUGAUAAAUUACCAAUAACCUGUAUGGACCUACUGUAAACAGAGGGUUUCUUGCGGACAACCUCGAACCUCCUAAAAUAGUGUAUUCAAUCAAUCUAAUUAGACUAGUGAUCACACUACGAAUUGAUCGAUAUAAAUUGAACGGGACUAAAAGACCAUACAAUAUGAGACUGAUCAUUAUUCAUUGAACAAACAUUAAAUAAUGUCGAUUGUACUUGAAAGUCAACCGUAUGCAAUAUAUCCUAUUGUGUUUAAUCCUUAUGAAGUGCCAAGUUAUAAACGAUUAGCUACUUUCAGUGGCAUUCCGUUAAAAGAACUUCAUGUAACGUCCACUGAUAACCAUUCAUCAGAUAAGAUCAGAUCAGAAGAUUAUUCAGCUAAGGACUCUUCUUCAUUAUGUUUAAAUGAAUCUAAUGUACGAAAAUAUUCGACGGUUAUUAAAAGACAAGUAAAUACUGAAAAUAAAAAACAAAGUAACCAAAAAUCAUUAUUUAAAACAAUCAAAAAACAAUUACAAGAUAGAAGUGAAGUAGGAAAUAAUUGGUUAUUAACAUCAAAAAUCAAUUUAAUUCCAAGACAAGUAAUUUCAUCCAAGAAACCAAUUAUACCAACUCCAAACAUGGAUAUGUUUCAAGUGAAUGCAGAUAAAAAUAAUUAUAUUUCCAAAACAGCUCGAUCAACUUCAAGCAAGCUAACAUUUAAUGAAAGACCACACUCGGUUGCAUCUACCCAUUCAAGACUUUCGAAUCACCCUAAUCCAGAACACGAUACUAAUAUAUCAACUGCUAGUUCGCAUAGGAGUAGUAAACGUUUUCAAUAUUUAUCUGAAAAAACCAUCGGAAGGGCAAAACCAAGUCGCCCAAAUAGUGCUCCGUGCAUUCUGGAAGAAUAUGGUAGAGCUGCCCCAGUUAUUUCAGAACUGGAAGGUGACGUGGCAGAUACUGAGUCUGUUGUGUCAUUUAGUGUCAACAAUACUGACCAAGAGUCAUCGGAUUUCACAUCAGACCAGAAAUCGUUGGACCAAACAGUUAGAAGAGAGGAUGAGAAAUUAGACGCAAAUGCCAGGAUUUCCCCAGAGAUAUUUGAUAGGAAGUUAUUAAAAGAAUGUAAAAUCGUGUUAGAAGAUGAAUAUGACCAAGCUUUGAGAUGUUACGGGUGGAGAAUGGAAAUACCUGGUGAUCCUCUCAAUUUAAAAUCCAAAUUAUUACCUAAACGAUUACCAUACAGCGUUAAAUUGCAUUUACAACCAACUUUACGUCAACCACCAAAAAUGACGAAACAAAAUGUCGAAACAUUCUUUCAACCAACUGUUAAAAUUCCAAUACCAAGUUUCACAAUCCAUCCAGAUUUUACUUCAGAAUUCUAUAAUGCACAUAGAAAUUAUAUGAUUAAAAAAGAUCUUUGGGAUUACGCUACACGUAAUUAUUCAUUUGCAUAUUAGACUAUUAUGUUAUGUAAAAAAAUAUUAUUCUCUUAUAUAUACGUUUUAUUCACUAUGAAAAAAUUACUUCAGUAUGUAGAAUAUGCUUUAUAUAUGACGCAUAUGUAGAAAACAAGACAUUUUAAUGAUUUAUUUACUGAGCUUGGUGGUCAGGGUGAUAUUACUGUACUGAAUGACAAUGGUUUUAUAAUAUAAGCCUUUUUAAUUCAGAAAACUCAGGACCAUCAAAAGCAUCCUACCGAAUUCUCUAUCAUUUCAAUGAGGUAUAUAAUUUAUUAUGCAUAUAAAGUACUCUGUUU